This is a messenger RNA of Pseudophryne corroboree (corroboree frog), 1497 nucleotides long. RefSeq names its product E3 ubiquitin/ISG15 ligase TRIM25-like. Bases 1 to 1497 code for a protein of 498 amino acids. NCBI's taxonomy places the organism in Eukaryota, Metazoa, Chordata, Amphibia, Anura, Myobatrachidae. The transcript is spliced from 2 exons. Gene Ontology annotation, molecular function: zinc ion binding. The record is from RefSeq and is a predicted model, not a curated record.
AUGGCGUCUGCCGAGCUAAGAGAGGAGCUGGACUGUUCCAUCUGUCUGAAUAUUUAUACAGACCCUGCAACACUGAGAUGUGGACACAACUUCUGCCGAGUCUGUAUUGAUCAUGUGCUGGAUACACAGGAGGUGUCUGGAGUUUAUUCCUGUCCUGAAUGCAGAGAAGAGUAUAUGGAGCGGCCUAACCUGACAAAGAACAGGAAACUGGGUAACAUAACGAGGCACUUCUUAUCUGCUCAGCCUAAGAAAGAGGAGGUUUUGUGUACGUACUGUAUUCACUCUUCAGUGCCUGCUGUGAAAUCCUGUCUGAUGUGUGAGGCUUCUCUGUGUGACAGUCACCUGCGGGUACACAGCAAGUCAGCAGAACAUGGAAUAACUAAACCCAUCAGUAAUUUUGGCAAAGUAAAAUGUGCUGUCCACAAUAAAAUGUACAUGUAUUACUGCUUUGAAGACGCUGCCUGCUUGUGUGCGCUUUGCUACCUAUCCCCAGAGCACAGGGGACACGAAGUGAAGCUGCUAAGUGAGUCUUCUGACCGCAGAAAGGAAAAGCUGAAGAAAAUUAUGGAUAAACUGAAAGUAAACAGAAAGAAGACUGAGGAGAAAAUUCAGAGGUUGCAGCUGCCCAAGAAGAAACUGCAAGAUAAAACCACUGGCAUAAAACAGAGAGUCAGAGCCCUCUUUAAGGACAUCAGGAAACAGUUAGAUGACUUAGAGAAGAGGGUGUUGGGGGAGAUUUCCGCGCAGGAAAAGCAGGCUAUGUUCAAAAUCAGCGAUCUGAUCCAGCAGCUGGAAAUAAAGAGAGAUGAGCUGUCCAGAAAGAUGAGUCACAUUGAGGAGACGUGUAACUCCACAGAUUCAGUAACCGUCUUACAAGAGCCAGAAACAGGGGACUUGUGUGACACUGAUGAUGAGGACAAAGAGCAAGAUGAUAAAAGGAUCCAAGAAAUAGGAGACCUGGAUGAGGAACAUAUCUCAAUGACGUUGCAUGCAGAAUUAUCCGAUAUUAUGAUCAAUGUAAAGAAAGAGAUCUGCAUCAAAGAUGUCGCAGAUAUAUUACUGGAUUUAAACACAGCUGCAAAUAAUGUAUAUAUAUCGGAUGACUUAAAGACUGCUUCUUGGUUAGUAAAUCAGGGUCGCCCCAAAACACCACAAAGAUUCCAGUAUCAUCAGGUUUUAAGUACAAAGAGUUUCAACUCUGGACGACUUUACUGGGAAGUGGAGACCAGUGGGUCAGGGAACUGGAUGACUCUUGUCUUGCCUGAUGAACAGUUGCCUGCAAGGGUGCUCAUAGUGACCCUUGGAGAGACAUUUCCCUUCUUCCUGCAUUUGUUUCCAUCUCGGGUAAAGAUCUCUAAAUCUAAGAAACAAAAGAGAAAGGAUCACACAGACUGGCUCACUCGUGAUGUUCUGGUAGGGCAAAAGGUGGUUCCCCGUAACAAUACUGCUCAUAAUGUGCAUAUACUAAAUGCUGAUGUUCCUGCCAUGUUUAUGUAA